UAGUUGUUUAGCCGGUUUGGCGCCUCUUUUGUUGCCCGGAGUGACUGUGUUUUGCGUCGUCCCCGCUUUCGUGAUAGCCCUUACUGCGUGUCAUUGUCCAGCCGACUGCAAUGUCGCUUGGGGAUCCGAACCCCGAUACAGCCGCUGCCCUGGGGCCUGUAAACGGUCGGAGCAGUCAGGACCCAGCCGAGGAGGAAAGUGCUGAGCUCCCUCCACUAAAACCCCGGGACCUCGCCAAGAGUAACCGGCGAGACAGCGACUCCGAGCAACCCCUGCUGUCAGCAGCCCCGGAGCCCUCCUCCUUUCCCUCAGAUCCCUCACCGCCUCCCUCUCAGUGCUGCCUCCCAGCGCCCGGCAGCUCCAUUGCACGCUGCUGUCAUGGAGGAGUCAAGAUGGCGGCCCUGGCCUACAAUUUGGGCAAACGGGAAAUAAACCAACAUUUCAGCGUGAGGAACGCCAAAGUCCUGGCCCUGGGGGCCGUGCUGCUGCUCUCCGCCUGCCAUGCCGUGUCCUGGGGAUACUCCCGAGGAGAUGCCACCUGUGACUACCUUAUAUCCAGCGGCAGGUUCCUUGGGGAGAACGUAUGGCAGCCAUACAGCUGUAUGAUGCACAAGUACAAGGCGAGUGAAGCCAAAAGCUGCCUUGCUGACCAACAUGUUACAUUCGUAGGAGAUUCAAGAAUCCGCCAGCUAUUCUAUGCAUUUGUGAAAAUUAUCAAUCCAUAUGUCAAAGAAGAAGGGAACAAGCAUGCAGACAUUCCUUUUGAGGAUAAAGCCGCUAGACUGCGAGUGGAUUUUCUGUGGCACCCAGAAGCGAACAACUCUAUGAAGCAAUGUUUCCAGUCUCUGAGAGAGAGUACAACAUCAAAGCCUCGCAUGGUUGUGGCAGGAGCAGCUACGUGGUCCAUAAAAAUAAACAAUGGCAGUGUGGAAUCUCUUGCCCAAUACAAAGUGAACGUGACCGAUAUGGCACCUGUCUUGGAAAAAAUGGCUGAAACUAGUGACGUGUACUGGGUUUUACAAGAUCCAGUAUAUGAGCCGUUGAUAAGCGAAAGUCGCAAAAUGAUUACAAACGAGAGGAUUGAUGCAUAUAAUGAAAUUGCAGCCGGAAUAUUAAAUGGAACCCACAAAAAGUCCAAGUCAAAGAUACGUCUGUUCAGUGCUUCUAAACUGAUCUCAGAAGAGACCAUGUCUGACUCGGUCGAUGGUCUGCAUCUCCCAGAAUCUAGCCGAGAUAUUAGUGCCAUGAUUCUCAUGAAUGCUUACUGCAACAAUAUCAUAAAGCCCAUCGAUGGCUCCUGCUGCCAGAGCACCCCUCCACUCACUCUCAUCCAGAAGCUGGCGGCUUGCUUCUUUGCUCUAUCCAUUGUUGGCUACGCAUCGCUCACCUUAAUUCAGCGAAACCAGCAUCGAAAAAGUAAGACGUGCAGCGACAUAGAGAGCGGAGAGGAGAAGAAACCGGCCACCGCCACGCCUGCUGCCUCCAACCUGGAGAUCCUUCUGGCCUCUCUUUGUAAACUCGGAAUCAUAAUGGCUUACUUCUACUUCUGUGAUCGCGCAAACUUGUUUAUGAAGGAAAACAAGUUUUACACACACUCCUCAUUUUUCAUUCCGAUCAUCUACAUCCUUGUAUUAGGUGUAUUUUACAAUGAAAAUACAAAGGAGACUAAGUUGUUGAACAGGGAGCAAACUGAUGAGUGGAAAGGGUGGAUGCAGCUUGUCAUAUUAAUCUACCACAUCUCUGGAGCAAGUUCUUUUCUUCCUGUGUACAUGCACGUCCGCGUUCUAGUUGCUGCAUAUCUAUUCCAGACAGGUUAUGGACACUUUUCUUAUUUCUGGCUGAAGGGUGACUUUGGAAUCUAUCGCAUUUCUCAGGUUUUAUUCCGUCUAAACUUCCUAGUCGUGGUACUUUGCAUCAUCAUGGAUCGCCCGUAUCAGUUCUAUUAUUUUGUUCCACUGGUAACCUUUUGGUUCAUGGUCAUCUAUGGUUCGUUAGCUAUUUGGCCACAGAUUAUCCAGAAGAAAGCAAAUGCAAACUAUUUGUGGCAUCUGGGCCUAAUGCUGAAAUUCUCCUUUUUCCUACUAUGUAUAUGUUUUCUGUCAUAUUCUCAGGGUUCCUUUGAAAAAAUAUUUUCUCUGUGGCCUAUAUCCAAGCUGUUUGAAUUAAAUGGAAGUGUCUAUGAAUGGUGGUUUAGAUGGAAGCUUGAUCGUUAUGCUGUUUUCUACGGCAUGCUGUUUGCUUUUAUCUACCUGGCAUUGCAGAAACGUCAGGUUCUCUCGGAAGGGAAAGGAGAACCUCUCUUUUCUACUAAAGUUUCCAAUGUAUUAUUAUUUGUGUCCGUGGUUUCAUUUUUGACAUAUUCAAUUUGGGCCAGCAGUUGCAAGAACAAAACUGAAUGCAACGAGAUGCAUCCCUCCGUAUCAGUCGUACAGAUCUUAGCCUUUGUCCUCAUCAGGAACAUUCCGGGAUACGCACGUUCUGUUUAUAGUUCCUUUUUUGCCUGGUUUGGCAAAAUUUCUUUGGAAUUGUUUAUAUGCCAAUAUCAUAUUUGGCUGGCUGCUGAUACGAAAGGAAUAUUGGUGCUAAUUCCUGGAAAUCCAAUGCUGAACAUAAUCGUUAGCACUUUUAUAUUUGUGUGCGCGGCGCAUGAAAUCUCUCACAUAACCAACAACCUUGCGCAGAUCUUGGUUCCCAAGGAUAACUCUGCGCUCGUGAAGAGGCUUCUGUGCAUGGCUGGUUUCUUUUUCGGACUUCUUUUCUUAUCAGCCUUCCAAAAUUAACUGGAUAUCCUUUUUACGAGAUGGUCCAAAAUCUUGCCGGAGCUAGAGGAGCUAUAUCGGCCUAGAAUCAUGGAUGUCGCGAGGUAAUGGUAUAUACAUGGAUGAAGACUUCGACUAUUUGUACAUAAUUUGCAUAUACAAAGAAGUUGUUCUGAUGCUGUUAUCGGAAAGCUUUUAUCAGCAGCACUAUACAGGACAUUGCAUUAUGGUUUUUUGUUUUUCUAUAAGAAAAUGACUUUAUGUUUGUAUGUCUAUUUGAAGAGGGACUACACAUAAAGAUAUAAGACAUUUUCAGACAAAGCGGAAGGAGCUGACCAGUGAAGCUGUGAAGAAGGGAAAUAGAUGAGCCAUUGGUUUGCGUGGUGGCCUUUAUUACUUACUGUAAAUGUUUUAAAAGCGACUUGCUUGUGAAAUGUGCAAUUUUCUGCCCGUGAAGGUAACUGUCAAAAGGUGGUAAUCUCAUUGA
Spea bombifrons (plains spadefoot toad) is the source of this 3246-nucleotide messenger RNA. RefSeq names its product CAS1 domain containing 1 (gene CASD1). Gene Ontology annotation, molecular function: N-acetylneuraminate 9-O-acetyltransferase activity. Gene Ontology annotation, cellular component: Golgi membrane. The coding region runs from base 111 to 2780 and encodes 889 amino acids. The record is from RefSeq and is a predicted model, not a curated record. The transcript is spliced from 18 exons. Lineage: Eukaryota; Metazoa; Chordata; Amphibia; Anura; Pelobatidae.